AUGUCCGACCAAAGUCUCUACUUUUACAAGGCCUCCUUGCCAGCAGCAGCCGUCUUCGCAGUGCUCAAUGCUAUACCGGCAACUUUCCUCUUCUACACCACGAUUGUUGGCCCCAAGACCGGCAAAUACCGCAAUGCCUCGUUCUUCAUCCCCUUAUGUAUUGGUGGCCUCAUGGAGGUAUUGGCAUAUAUCAUGCGCUGCAUCAGCAUCAAGAUGGACAGAGUCAUCGCCCUCUACGCUGUGUCAAGCAGUCUCAUCGUUGUUGCGCCGGUUCUAGUUUGCGCAAGCCUCUACCUCCUCGUCGGUAGGCUGGUCAGAGCCGGUCUCCCAUCUGCAGGAGGGCAACAACGCAUUCUAGGGAUUAAUCCCUGGUGGCUGCCGCGUAUAUUCGUUACUUCAGAUAUUCUGAGCUUCUUGACACAGGCUUCUGGAAGUGGAAUUGCGGCGUCUGGAAACUGGAUGGGAGACACAAAAACAACCGGUGAAAAUGUCUUGAAGGGCGGUUUGGCUCUACAGCUGAUCACUUUCACCCUAUUCCUAGCUUUGGUUGCUCGAUUCCAUAGCCGUGCCAAUGCUGCGUCUAAGAGUGGCAUCGACAGCGGCGUUUUCAAGGUACUGCUGGGAAUAUAUAUAUCGGGAUUCUUCAUCGAGGUUCGAUGCAUCUACCGUCUCAUCGAAUUCAUCCUAGGUAUUGAUGGAUAUCCUUUCCGCCAUGAAUGGCCCCUAUACGUGCUUGAAGGCCUGCCCAUGCUCUUCGCAAUGUUCGCACUCGCAUACUUCCAUCCUGGAAAAUGGUUACCAAGAGAAUCGUUGAAUUCGGAAACAGACACCGAGGAGAUGCAGAACAGGAACAGGUAUUAA
This is a messenger RNA of Nannizzia gypsea CBS 118893, 861 nucleotides long. RefSeq lists its product as hypothetical. Bases 1 to 861 code for a protein of 286 amino acids. Gene Ontology annotation, cellular component: membrane. The transcript has 2 exons. Lineage: Eukaryota; Fungi; Ascomycota; Eurotiomycetes; Onygenales; Arthrodermataceae. The record is from RefSeq and is a predicted model, not a curated record.